Plodia interpunctella (Indianmeal moth) is the source of this 2054-nucleotide messenger RNA. RefSeq names its product CD98 heavy chain (gene CD98hc). The record is from RefSeq and is a predicted model, not a curated record. Gene Ontology annotation, cellular component: apical plasma membrane; basolateral plasma membrane. Gene Ontology annotation, biological process: L-leucine import across plasma membrane; L-alanine import across plasma membrane; carbohydrate metabolic process. NCBI's taxonomy places the organism in Eukaryota, Metazoa, Arthropoda, Insecta, Lepidoptera, Pyralidae. The transcript has 13 exons. Gene Ontology annotation, molecular function: aromatic amino acid transmembrane transporter activity; L-leucine transmembrane transporter activity; L-alanine transmembrane transporter activity. Bases 159 to 1952 code for a protein of 597 amino acids.
UGAAAUAAUCAGGGAAUUAGUAGCUGGUUGGACGAAGAAGGGUGGUUGGUCGAUCACAUGUACUUUCAUGCGUGAUUGAGAGUUAAUUGACUAGUAACUUGAAAUUGUGGAGAAAGACUUUCUUAUUGCUGUGAAACCGGUUGUCCAAGUAAUUCAUCAUGUCAGAAACGCGGAAGAACCAUCAUAACAUCGAUGGAGGACAAGUGAAAGAGGAUGACCACGUCGCUUCCUACAAGCCUAUUCCGGAGUCAGAUGCAGGGUUCCGCACGUCCAAGUCGAGCCUCAGCAAGUCCAAGGAGAAGGUAGAUGAGGCGGAGGAGCGCCUGCUGAAGAGUGAGCUCGCUGAGAAGAUUGUCUGCGUUGACAUGGCGGAUGCCAAAUACGUCGUCGGCGACCACAGGAACGGCGAUGCAAAAAUCGAGCUCGACGCCAAUAAGCGGCAAUACUCCGGCCUGACCAAAGAGGAGCUGCUGAAGUAUGCAGACGACCCGUUCUGGGUGCGCUUGCGCUGGUUCAUGUUCGUGCUGUUCUGGGCUCUCUGGCUUUCCAUGCUGGUCGGGGCUAUUGCCAUCAUCAUCCGCGCGCCAAAGUGCUCCCCACCGCCGCCCAAGAAGUGGUUCGAGAAAGGCCCCAUCGUUGACUUGACCCCCAUAGACACCCUGGUCGAGGUCGAAGCAUUACUGCCCCUUCUGAAGAGCAACAAGGUUCAGGGUGCCUUCGUGGAUGCGGUGCCCACGUACGAGGUCCUGGAGAAACCGGAGCUGGCCGUCCCGAUCAAACAGUUUGUGGAGAAUGCCAAGAGCUACGGCGUCAAGAUCAUAGUGGAUCUAAUUCCGAACUUCGUGUUCAACACGUCCAGCUGGUUCCAACUGAGCGCUAACCGCUCGGCCGAGUAUGAAGACUAUUUCAUCUGGAAGAAACCCACCGAGUAUGACAGCGCUGGAAAUGCCAAACCGCCUAACUCGUGGGUGUCAACAUUGAACGAGCCGGCGUGGACUCUGCACCCGGAGCGCAAGGAGUUCUACCUGCACCAGUACGGCGCACACCAGCCCGACCUCAACUUCAGAAACGCUGCCGUUAAGAAACACUUCGACGAUGUUCUACAGACCUAUGUCAAUGCGGGCGUCGAUGGCGUCAGACUGGUGAACGCGCGUCAGGUGCUAGUGAACUCCAGCCUCCACGAGGAAGAGAAGGAGACGUCCCACUCGUCUCUCGGCGCCACCCACGACUCGUACGCGUUCUGGCGACACCAGCACACGCGCGACCAGCCGGAGCUGGACCAGCUGCUGGCGCACUGGGCGGCCAUCGUGAACCCUGAUGCUACUGUGGAACGCGUGUUCACGCUCCACGAGCCGUCCCGGCCGGAGCUGUUCCUGCUGCGGGCCGGCGCGGCGCUGGCGCCGCCCAGCGCCGCGCCCGUGCGUCUGCGGCCGCGCGCGGCGCCCGCCGCCGCGCUCCUCAUCAACAAAUAUCUCAACGCCACGUGGAACGCCCUACAGUUGAAGGCGGACGCUAAGGUAGAACUGGCGGAGUUCGCGUUACUGCUGCCCGCCGCGCCGGUCAUUGACCUCACUCAGCUCGACGAAGAGGACAACACUACCACGACGGGUCACCUCUCGCACUUGGUGCCCCUGCGCGAGGACGCCAGCAUCCAGCACGGCCACAGCACCGUGGUGGCCGUCAACUCCACCACUGGGGUCAAACUGCUUGCCGUGGCCAGAUGGAAGCCAGGCCAUACUGGGUACAUGGCGGUCCUGAACCCCUCCGAGGAGGCUGCGGAGGCCAACGUGGCUCUGGCGUCAGUCCCCCCCACGCUCACAGUACAUCACAUCACUGCAGGCGCCGCGGCCGCCAACUACACGAAUCACAUGUCAGUGAGCCGCGAGCAGCUGCUGGUCCCGGCGCAGUCGACCGUGGUGCUGUCGUACGUGCCCGAGGCGCCGGCGCAGUAGACCCGACACACACAACAUGUCAGCUUGAGCACGCGCACUGUAGCGCGGAUUAUUUUGCAUUCCUUUUUUGUAUGAUUACGUAAUAAAUAUGUGUGCAGCAUA